UGUGCCAACUUGUCAAUCAUUGCACUGAAAUCAGGUCGAUAAAACAGUCAAAUACACAAUAUCGACACAAACCAUGGCAGGUUGUUGUUCACAUCCACUGACACCGAUCAUGACAAUAUUGUGUAGUUGACAGUCUGUCGACUGGAAUUUCUAUUCCGAUUUGUAUGUUGCCAGAAUAGACUUUUGAAUACAAAACAUUAGGGAUUGUGUCAAUGUCUUUGAUGUCGAUGUUCAUGAUGGUUUGAUCCAGAUGAAUGGUUUUGAUUGAAUGUUGGACACACAACAGUUGUGUUCAUCAUACAAGUGUAUCGACUGGACAAGGUUCACAAGAGUGGUUUGUAAAGUGAGUUCAUGUCCAUUACAGUGUCUAGUGUUGAUGAUACAGAGUUUGACCAGGCAUAAUGUGUUGGAUUUGAUGAGUGGAUCAGUUCCAGUGGUUCAAUCUAGUCCAAGAACAGCAAGACAAUACCAUGAAUUGCAAGUUAUUUCCACUCCAUCAACAACAAAGUGGAAAGUAAGGAGUUGAUGGUCGACUGGAAUACCAACAAGCCUUUUAGUUGUCUCAAUGAUGGUGGUUGCGACCAAGUCAACAACAUGCUGUUGUUCAGCAAUAGAACCUGUUGGCUUGGUCGCAGAUUACAAGACAUGAUCACUUUUGGUCGAUACACUAACUGAAUAUCCACUCUGAUGGAUCAAGUCGAGAUCAACUACAACGCAUGGGACUCGCUUGCUGCUCUUGGAACAAAUGGGACUGUUGGAUCCAGUCCACUCAUCAUCAAAUCCAAGAAUGAUGUUGGCUCAAACCCAACAAUCACUGGU
Molecule: messenger RNA, 819 nt
Organism: Batrachochytrium dendrobatidis JAM81
Lineage: Eukaryota; Fungi; Chytridiomycota; Chytridiomycetes; Rhizophydiales
Exons: 1
Source: RefSeq, a predicted model, not a curated record